GGCGACGGACAGUGAGUUAUCUAGCCUUCAGUCGAUACCCUGAGGCCGACAGGUGAACGUGUGUCGAUCUGCACGCGGCCUCCGCCUCAGCACAUGAGUUUCUUCUGAGCCGAGAACCAAGGAGUGUCGACGAGGUCUGCCAUGGCGUCCCUGGGAAUGAAGUGCGUCCUCCUUCUGUGCCUUUUCCUGGCGAAGGACGCUGAGGGAGCGUGGCUGGGGCCGGAAGCGGCGGAAAGUCUGCUGGCGAGGAAUUCACAACUUCAGGACGCGGCGGAUUUCGUCCCGGAGUCACGCCGAUACAUUGGUCACUGCGACACCAAAAAUAUCUUCAUGAACCCCGGAUACUCCCGAAACGUAUGGUCGUAUGGCUACACCUAUCUCCAGCAACCGUACUUGGCCGAUUGCUAUAUGAAACAUGUCUACAACACGAAGGUGUAUACGGACCCCUUCUGCAAGUUCGGCUUCCAAGUGACGGGCGUGUUCGAGAGCCACCCGCUGCCCUAUACCACCUGCUUCGACACGGACUACAUGCUCUUCAACGACAGCGACGGAAACUCUGCCAUGUAUUGUGGCGCUUCUAGUGUAAUCAGUUGGGCAACCCCGCAGGAUGAGUUUGAGCUGAUAUUUUCCACGAAAGCAGACAGCCCACGGGGUAGAGGGUGGAAGAUCAAGAUUGAGAGCAUCAAGUUGUGUGGAGGCGCCAUCUACACGGCCGACGGGCCCUCGGGAACUCUGCAAACCCCGCUGUCGUCUGGCUUGUACCCUAACAACUUUGCGUGCACUUGGUACUUCCAGACGACGGACCGGACCUCGGUGAAGAUCGGCUGCGACACCUUCUCCCUCACUGACCCGAUCACCUACCCGAACGGCACCUCGUAUUGCCUGGACUUCAUCUCCUUCACCAGCGAGAACCUCUUCUCCACCGAGAUGACCCGCUACUGCUCGGACGCGCUGCACGACUACAACUACGUCGUCUACAGCGCCACCACGUCUCUGCUCGUGCAGUUUCGUUCGGACGAGACUGACCAGGACACUGGCUUCGUUUGCAAUUACGAGUUCAUCCAGCAUGCCAAUUAGGGAUUCGAAACAGGGAAUCAUGAUACUUCGAGCUUUCCUAUUUGCGAACUUCAUUAUUUUUUGUUUAGCUUUGUUUUUUGGUUAGUGAAGGAGCAUGGUAUUCAGAUACAAUUUGUAUGAAAACGAAGCCACUUCUCAUUUGCCCACGCAUUAAGACAAGUCGGAAGAGCGACAAUAUUGGUGAUUAUUUUACAUUUUAUGAUGUUCUGAUUACCCUCUCUGAAUAUUCAUAUUCACCUGUUGUUUAUGCUGGGCAGAAAAAUGAAUGAUGGCUAAAUAUAUUAAAGGCAAGAAGAUAUACAUUGUUGAUUAACUCUUUUACAAAUUCUUCCUCUCUUCUCCUUUUCCCUCUAUUUCCCGAUCUGUUAAUAUUCACCUAUUUCUAUCUCAUUUUCCUCUCUAUUCCUUCAACAUUACUUUCUUCCCUUUGAAUUAUUACUUCUAAUAGCAAAUAAUUAACACAAGUCAUUACAUGAAAGAACAUCAGGGAAAUUUAAUACCUUGCUGUGUGUGAAGGUCAAAUAAAUUUAUAAGGCUGGUU
Molecule: messenger RNA, 1618 nt
Organism: Penaeus vannamei (Pacific white shrimp)
Lineage: Eukaryota; Metazoa; Arthropoda; Malacostraca; Decapoda; Penaeidae
Product: cubilin
Source: RefSeq, a predicted model, not a curated record